GUAUUUAAAGUGAGACGGAGCCCAUGAGCAAUGCAUUGGUUUGCUUGCAUCCACGCGUCCACAGUCGAUAGAAUUGUUGUAAUUAUUCGCUUUUUCCCCCCAAAAUCAACUUGAGUCUCUCCCCGUGUUCUCAAGUGUAGUGACCCGCACGAUCUCGUGAGAGCAGAAAAAAGCGGACUUAGACAACUAAUUCCUAUCGAGGAUCCAACGCUCGCCCAAGUAGACCACUCCCCACCCCCCGAUAAAAAGGAGAAACGCAGUGAUACCACGAGAAUCCUUUACGAGCAUCAAAUCGCAAGGAAAUUCUCAGUGUUUAGGCGUUCGCGAGGAUUUGCCAUCAAAAUCAAUUCAUCUUUCUUGUCCUGUGAAAUUGUGUGUUGAAUUUUUUUUUCCCCACUCUUCAAUCAAACACCCACAAUGGCCGUUGCAGCUGCACAGAAAAAUCGCGAAAUGUUCGCUAUCAAAAAAUCCUACAGCAUCGAGAAUGGUUAUCCAUCUCGUCGCCGCUCCCUCGUGGACGACGCCCGCUUCGAGACACUGGUCGUGAAGCAGACCAAACAAUCUGUCCUGGAGGAGGCUCGCCAGCGAGCUAAUGAUACACUCGAUGACUGCCACCUUUCAAGUCAGGUCCAUGAACUCCAAAAUGUAUCUCAAGAUGAUAAAGUCCAUAUUUUGAAUGGAGAGAGCAUUGCGGUUGAUGAUGUAUUUGACAAGUCAGAUGACGAAGAAAUCACCCCGGAAAGUCACGGGACGCCAAUCGAAAACGAUUGUGGACUCACGGAAGAUGAAGUCCUCCUGGCUAACGCAGCUUCAGAGUCUCCUGAGGCGGAGAAGAAGGUCCAGCGCGCCGCUCUGGUGGUGCGUUUGCGCGAUGGCAUGGGCUCUCUGGGGCGCAUCCUCAAGGCGAUUGAGACCUUCCACGGCACCGUGGUGCACCUGGAGUCUCGCCCCUCGCGCGCCGACGGUGUGCAAUUCGAUGUGCUGGCCAAGGUGGACAUGUCGCGUGCCAACUUGCUUCAGCUCAUCCGCGCCCUGCGCCAGACAAACUCCUUCGGCAGCGUGAACAUCCUCGCCGACGAGAAUGUGACACUGAAGACCCCGUGGUUCCCCAAGCACGCCUCAGAGCUGGACAACUGCAACCACCUGAUGACCAAGUACGAGCCAGAUCUGGACAUGAAUCAUCCUGGAUUCGCGGACAAGGAGUACAGGGCGCGUCGCAAGGAGAUCGCCGAGAUCGCCUUCGCGUACAAGUACGGCGAUCCCAUUCCCCAUAUUGAGUACACCGAGGCGGAGAACAAGACGUGGGGCGCCGUGUUCAGGACGGUGAAGGAUCUGAUCCCGAAGCACGCGUGCAUUGAGUACAGGCGCGUGUUCCAGCAGCUGGAGGAGGAGGGCAUCUUCUGCGAUGAUCACAUGCCGCAGCUGGAGGAGAUGAGCUCCUUCUUGCGCCGCAACACCGGCUUCACCCUUCGCCCGGCCGCCGGCCUCCUCACAGCCCGCGACUUCCUAGCCUCGCUGGCCUUCCGCAUCUUCCAGAGCACCCAAUAUGUGCGACACUACAACACACCCUACCACACACCCGAGCCCGAUGCCAUCCAUGAGAUCAUCGGACAUCAGCCCUUGCUGGGCGAUCCCAGUUUUGCCCAGUUCUCGCAGGAGAUUGGCUUGGCGUCUCUCGGUGCUUCCGAUGAGGAGAUUGAGAAACUCGCCACGGUGUACUGGUUCACCGUGGAGUUUGGCCUGUGCAAGGAGCAGGGUCAGGUGAAGGCGUACGGCGCUGGCCUGUUGUCGGCCUACGGAGAGCUUCUGCACGCUCUCAGUGACAAGCCGGAGCUUCGCCCAUUCGAGCCGGCCUCCACGGCGGUGCAGAAGUAUCAGGACCAGGAGUAUCAGCCCAUCUACUACGUGGCGGAGAGCUUCGAGGAUGCCAAGGAGAAGUUCAGGCGCUGGGUUGCCACCAUGUCGCGACCCUUCGAGGUGCGCUUCAAUCCGCACACGGAGCGCGUCGAGGUGCUGGACUCAGUCGACAAGCUGCACACACUCGUGGCUCAGCUCAACACAGAGAUCCUCCACCUCACCAAUGCUAUCGACAAGCUGGGGAAGCCCUUCUGCUAAGCACGAGUCGCCAGCAGUUCCCCUUUAAUUUAUUUCUUCAAAGCCAACAUCUUCGCGCAUCCUUUCGUUCUUCUCUCUCCCCCCCCCCCACAUAAAUGAUUGUUUUGGACCAAAUAUCUCACUAGGCUUAAGUUCUCAAACCCAAAAGAACUCCCCCGAAAACACACCCCCUGGAUCACGAGAUGCAAAAAAAAAACAAACAGCAACGUCAUGUGAGAGUGAAUUUUAUCGUCACAUUUUUCCAAAUGCAAAUCUCUGUGUUUAGCGCUUAGUUUUAGGUAUUUGUAGAUCUUGUGUGUAGAUUAGCGCACUCAGAUUGCACCAUUGAGCAAGUUUUCCACGUGCACACCUCACACCUCGAGGACUCUGACCUUUUGCCUCAGAGACCCACCCCCGAGGGCCACGAGCACCCACUGCGAGUGAGGGAUGACCGCCAAUUUCUUUUCUAUCGCUCUGUGUAUAUAAAAGAAGUCCCUCUCGCGCCCCUAUUUGUAAACUGUGUUAAGUAACUUCUCGCUAGAUAUGCUUCAAGUUUAGCUGGCGCAGGUCAGCGGCGCGCACGCAAUUUAAGUGUUUUUAAGGCAAACUUUAAAGAAUUUAAUAGCAUUGCAUGCAGGAAAGAAUGAGCAAAGAGAAAAUUAUUUGUGAAGAGAGCCUAAUAAUAAUUGGUCGAUUUGGAUUGGAAAAAAAGGAAGAAAAA
This is a messenger RNA of Phlebotomus argentipes, 2815 nucleotides long. It is a transcript of the gene ple, whose product is annotated as tyrosine 3-monooxygenase. Gene Ontology annotation, molecular function: iron ion binding; tyrosine 3-monooxygenase activity. Gene Ontology annotation, biological process: dopamine biosynthetic process from tyrosine. Lineage: Eukaryota; Metazoa; Arthropoda; Insecta; Diptera; Psychodidae. The coding region runs from base 418 to 2115 and encodes 565 amino acids. The record is from RefSeq and is a predicted model, not a curated record. Gene Ontology annotation, cellular component: perikaryon; cytoplasm; axon. The transcript has 8 exons.